AAUAAUCAGUGACUGGUGAAAUUACUUUAAUGCUCCUCUCUCUCGCAGCGCCGCGCAUUCUUCGCCUUUCUUCACCCAAACCCUAAUCCCAACUCCCUUCUUCUCUCCGUCGCCCCGAUCUCCGACGUCGCACGUUUUCGCGCACUCGAGCUACGCCUGAUUUAUAGAUCGUGGAUUUCAGGUGGUCAAUCCUGGCGGAAGCUAACGUCGGGUGAUGGCGGAUCCGCGCCGUUUCCGCCCCCGCUACUGCUGCCUGUCUGGAAUCAGCUUUGAGUCAGUGAGAUCGGACGCCAGGGUCGGUGACGAGGUCUUGAUACUACGGUUUGGCAUUGGGAGGGACGAAUUGGACGCUUCGGAAGUAUGCUGACCGUGCUCCGGGUUCAUCUUCCGUCCGAGAUCCCCGUCGUAGGUUGCGAGAUCACGCCCUAUGUCUUAUUGCGCCAGCCGGAUGGCUCCAUCUCGAAUGAUGACGUACCCGAGUCCACCCCGCUCAAUGGUUACUGCAUGAGAUAUAGGUGGUAUAGAAAUCUAGGUGAUCAGAAAGUUGCCAUAUGCAGUGUACAUCCAACUGAGCCUGCAACUCUACAAUGCUUGGUUUGUCUAAAGGAGAAGGUGCCUAUUACCAAAAGUUAUCAUUGUAGUCCCAGGUGCUUCUCUGAUGCUUGGCAGCAUCAUCGUGCAUUGCAUGAACAGGCUAAAAAAACACAAACUCAAAAUGGAGCUGAAGAGGAAGAGGUGUUUGGACGUCUAAAUAGUAGUGGAUCUGGUAAUUUUGCUUCUGGUUUAUCUGGUGUCACAUCAAAUUCUGGUCCAUUGUCUGUGUAUCCUACAACUGUUGUUGACAAAAAUGGAGAAGCAUGGUCUGAAGUUGGUCUUUCUAGGACAUACACACCCACAGCUGAAGAUAUUAACCAUGUUCUUAAGUUUGAAUGCAUUGUGAUCGAAGCAGAGACAAGAUCAAAUAUUGGAAAUGUCAAUACCGUUUCGACAUCACGAGUAAUUCCAGCCCCUUCACCUACUCCACGUCGAAUGAUUCCUGUGAAUGGAGAUCUCUUGGGGCAAUUAGAUCUAGAUGGACGGACAUCUUCUGGGACAUUUUCUGUUCUCUCAUACAACAUUCUCUCUGAUGUGUGUGCCACAAAUGAGGCAUACAGCUACUGCCCAACAUGGGCUCUCUCAUGGCCCUACCGGAGGCAAAAUUUGUUACGGGAAAUUAUUGGUUACCAUGCUGAUAUUAUUUGUCUCCAAGAGGUCCAAAACGACCAUUUUGAAGAAUUUUUUGCCCCAGAACUUGACAAACAUGGAUAUCAAGCACUUUACAAGAAAAAAACCUCAGAGGUAUGCUUUCAAAUUGAAUAUUUUCAAAAGAAAUUCCAUGUUCUUUCUUUUGUAGCUUUUUUAAUACUACCUUUGAUUCAGGUUUAUAGUGGCAAUCCAGAUACUGUUGAUGGUUGUGCUACAUUUUUCCGCAGGGAUAGGUUUUCACAUGUCAAAAAAUAUGAGGUUGAGUUCAACAAGGCCGCACAAUCUUUGACAGAUGUUGCAAUUCAAGCUGGUCAGAAGAAAGUUGCUUUAAGCCGUCUUAUUAAGGAUAACAUUGCUUUGAUUGUGGUCCUGGAAGCAAAAUUUAGUAACUAUGGCACUGAUAAUCCUGGAAAAAGGCAGCUAAUUUGCGUUGCAAACACCCAUGUAAAUGUCCAUCAUGAGCACAAGGAUGUUAAACUGUGGCAGGUACAUACCCUCUUAAAGGGUCUGGAGAAAAUUGCUGUUAGUGCGGAUAUUCCUAUGCUGGUCUGUGGAGAUUUUAACUCUGUGCCGGGAAGCGCUCCUCAUGCCUUACUGGCGAAUGGAAAACUUGAGCAUUUGCAUCCUGACUUGGCCGUGGAUCCCUUGGGGAUCCUGCAUCCUACACACAAGAUAACUCAUCAACUACCAUUGGUUAGCGCGUACUCAUCAUUUGCAAGAAUGGCGGGAGUAAGCCUUGGAUCAGAUCAACAGAGGAGGAGAGUGGAUGCCACAACACAUGAACCUCUGUUUACAAAUUGUACCAGGGAUUUUGUUGGCACUGUUGAUUACAUAUUUUACACUGCGGACUCUUUGUCAGUGGAAUCCCUGUUGGAGCUAUUGGAUGAGGAAAACCUACGCAAGAACACUGCUAUUCCUUCUCCGGAAUGGUCAUCUGAUCAUAUAGCAUUGCUAGCAGAAUUUAGGUGCAAGCCUAGAAUUAGACGUUAAAACAAGUAGUUGUUUGGUUUCAUUUGUUGUCUGUUGUGUUAAACAAAAGAGAUGGUAAAUCAAGAAGCCUGUCACCUGGUCAUUUUCCAAAGGAGGUAGAUAUUUAUUUUCACUGUUGUUUCAUUACGUAUAUGUACCAUGGUGUGCUCAUCUAUAUCAAUUACAUGUACCAUUGCACUGUUUGAUAGCUAAUUCCACAAAUAUGUUCCAUUUUGUUAAACUCCUUUUCAAUAGGAUUAAGCCAUACUUUGACUAAAACCACAGAUUUAGGAAUUCAAUUACAAGUUCACAGCUAUCA
This is a messenger RNA of Zingiber officinale, 2533 nucleotides long. Its product is annotated as carbon catabolite repressor protein 4 homolog 1-like. The record is from RefSeq and is a predicted model, not a curated record. Bases 361 to 2235 code for a protein of 624 amino acids. Gene Ontology annotation, biological process: nuclear-transcribed mRNA poly(A) tail shortening. Lineage: Eukaryota; Viridiplantae; Streptophyta; Magnoliopsida; Zingiberales; Zingiberaceae. Gene Ontology annotation, molecular function: poly(A)-specific ribonuclease activity. Gene Ontology annotation, cellular component: cytoplasm; CCR4-NOT complex; nucleus. The transcript is spliced from 12 exons.